Cyclocybe aegerita is the source of this 1320-nucleotide messenger RNA. The record is from the annotation of a GenBank genome assembly. Lineage: Eukaryota; Fungi; Basidiomycota; Agaricomycetes; Agaricales; Hemipholiotaceae.
AUGUUUACCCCAUCUUGGUGGCCACUGUUCCCCGUUCUACUCGAGCUUUUCCCUCGGGCGCUAGCUGUGCCAACGAGGACCGCAGCGUUAUGCCCCAGUGCACCCGCGCCAUCGUUUCCUUUGGUGGCAGCUCCAGGAUGGACAGCUGGGACCGUCCUUGGAGGACUCGUCGCACCGAGGGGCAUCAAGCUUGAUACCCUUGGCAAUUUGCUCAUUCUACAGCGUGGUGUCGGCGUCACCGCCCAUACGUUGACCCUAGACGGCUGCGUCUCGAGCUCGAAAACGGUCAUUGCGGAUACCACCCUUAACCACGCCAUCGAACUCAACUUGCUUGGAACUAAGCUUUUCGCAAGCUCGCCAACCACUGUCUUUUCUUGGGAUUAUAACCCAAUUACACAAGCGGCUACGAACAAACAGACGCUCAUCAUUGGCACCAACGAAGUCAACAAUAUCACACGCACCCUCCUUGUUCCGAGGUUGCCCCUCAAUCGACUCGUCGUGAGCGUUGGCCCGAACGCGAACAUAGAUCUGGACUCCUUCGAACCCGACGACGGCCACGCGCAAGUCAGGGUAUUCGAUUUAGGUGCCAUCGGGCCGAAUGGAGUCCAGUAUACUUCAGGCCAAGUGUUGGGAUUCGGCCUAAGGAACGAUGUCGGCCUCGCGGAGGAUCGGGCAGGAAUCGUCCACAGCGUUGAGAACUCCAUCGACGACGCCUUCCGCAUGGUCGACGGUCAGCGUCAAAACAUUCGCGAGAAUAAUCCAGCGGACAAAAUCUACAACUUGGGCAGCCCUUCCUUGCCGAGCAAUCUGUUUGGCGGGUAUCCGUUCUGCUUUAACGUCUGGGAUACAACCGAUUUCACAGGUGAAAACUUGCAACGGAGUGAUUGGUUUGUACUUGAAGACAACGGAACCAUGACGAAUGCUUGGUGCAAUCAAAACGCCCGUAAACCCACCGUCCUUCUCCCACCACACUCAGCACCCUUGGACAUGGAAUUUGGUAUUGGAACCGACACAAAUUUGUAUGUAGGUAUGCACGGAAGUUUCGACAGGACACCAGGCGCGGGGUACAAAGUCGUCGCUGUGCCCGGAAGCUUCUCCAUAACAGGCGAAUGGUCACCCAAUCUCGAGCUUGUCGAAACAGUGGAGACUAGCUUUACGGAUAUACUGAAGAACGACGACGACUUGGAGUGUAACGCAGCGACCUCCGUCUCGCCUGCAGGCUGCUUCCGUCCGGUCGGACUGGAGUUUACGCUUACCGGCCAGCGCCUCUAUAUCUCGAGCGACACGACUGGUGAAAUAUUCUUGUUACAGAAAAAUUAA